This is a messenger RNA of Hansenula ciferrii, 783 nucleotides long. RefSeq lists its product as uncharacterized. The record is from RefSeq and is a predicted model, not a curated record. Lineage: Eukaryota; Fungi; Ascomycota; Saccharomycetes; Phaffomycetales; Wickerhamomycetaceae. The coding region runs from base 1 to 783 and encodes 260 amino acids. The transcript has a single exon.
AUGUAUAUAAACAAUACAGUAGCUGUGAACGCAACAUUACCAACAACAUCCAAUUUUACCAACAUACCCAAUGAUGCUGAAUUCUCAAUCCAACAUUGGCAAGGUUUCUGGGAGCUUUUACCUCAACAAUGGACCAGAGAAGCCGAAGCAAUUCUAUGGAUGUGGAUGUAUGCAACAUCAAAAGAUAUAGCCAGGGCAAAAGCUCGUCUUGCUUAUAAAGGUUAUAAAAGAAUUCAAAAAUAUAGAGAAAGUGAUAUUGGUGAUGAUUUUUUGAAUUAUAAUGAUCCUUCAAAAUUAAGAGAACGUGCUCAUGAAAUGGAAGAAAUUUUAAUGGAUAUUGAAAAUGGUAUAACUGUUAAUAUUGAAGAUUAUUUAACUGAUGAACAACUUCAAAAAUUCUUAAAAUUAGAUGUAACUUAUAGUGAUCAAAUGACUUUCAAUCAACAUCAAUCAACAAAUUCAAACAAUGAUUUAAAUAAGAAUGAUAAAUCAUGGUCAUUAAGGAAGAAGAAAACAUCAAUUGUUAUUCCAGAACCUAGAGCCAUAGAAAGAAUUGUUAAAUAUAGAGAUAUUCUUCAAUUUUCUGGGAAAAUUUCAGUGGAAGAUGGGAAAUAUAAAACCAGGUUUAAACUUGAACCACUUUAUCAAUCAUCAAAACAAACCGAAUUGGAAGAUUUGGGGACAAUAUUGGAUGCCUUGCGUGAAAAGGUUCCAAUUAUUGAUGUCGAAAAUGAAUCUCAAAGUAUUUAUGAUCAUUUUGCCGCUGGUACUUCAUUAUUAUGA